Polyodon spathula (Mississippi paddlefish) is the source of this 3899-nucleotide messenger RNA. RefSeq names its product acyl-CoA-binding domain-containing protein 5-like. Gene Ontology annotation, molecular function: fatty-acyl-CoA binding. Lineage: Eukaryota; Metazoa; Chordata; Actinopteri; Acipenseriformes; Polyodontidae. The transcript is spliced from 13 exons. Gene Ontology annotation, cellular component: peroxisome. Gene Ontology annotation, biological process: fatty acid metabolic process; autophagy of peroxisome. The coding region runs from base 244 to 1638 and encodes 464 amino acids. The record is from RefSeq and is a predicted model, not a curated record.
UUUCUGUGUGACAUAAUGGCGGAUGACAAACCGAUCAAUCAGCUAAGGUUUGAAGCCGCAGUCAAAGUCAUUCAGAGUUUACCAAAAAAUGUGCACACAACACUAUGUCUGCUUUUGAGACUCCAAGCAGUGUAACUACAGCGAUUGCUCUGGACUCGAGGUGCUCGCUGCAAAAUAAAAAAGAAAAAAAAAAAAGUGAACUGGUUGAGACAAAAACCUGGUUCUUUUCAGCCAUCCAAUGAAAUGAUGCUGCAGUUUUACAGCUACUACAAGCAAGCUACACAGGGACCCUGCAACCUUCCCAGGCCCGGCUUCUGGGAUCCUGUAGGCAAAUACAAAUGGGACGCUUGGAAUGGCCUGGGGGAUAUGUCCAAGGAGGAAGCAAUGAUUGCCUAUGUUGAAGAAAUGAAAAAGAUUAUUGAGACCAUGCCAAUGACGGAGAAAGUGGAGGAGCUGCUUCAUGUACUGGGACCGUUCUACGAAAUCGUCGAAGACAAGAAGAAAAUCAACAGCAUGUCUGAUCUAUCUUCAGGCAUUGGAAAUAUGCUGACAUCAACCCCAAACCUCAAGGAAUUGAAUGGCAUACAGGAGGGCAGUGGCAGCGGAGCAGAGUCCGAGAGUGAUAAUGAGGAGGAGGAGGAGGAGGAGGAGGAGGAGGAGGACGAGUCUGAGGAAGGCAACCAGGGGAAGACAAGUCGAGAAGACAGUGUAAUGGAUCUAAAGCUCAUGAUAGAAGACUCUGCAGGAAAGGAGAAAAUCCCUCUAGCUAACGGCAAUGUGGAGAACCAGCACCCCUCUGUAGUGAAUGGGUCUCCUAGCAACAGAUCAGUGUUGAACGGGAACAACUCAGAAGAGAAACUGAACCAAAAGAGCCAGACCCUGGAAUCUCCUGAACUAUCAGAUGUCAACAGUCACAUCACUGACCACAUCGAAGAUGUUUCCAGUCUACACCACUUAACAAGCGACUCAGACAGUGAGGUCUACUGUGACUCUAUGGAGCAGCUUGGCCAAGAGGAGAGCUCAGAAGUAUUCCUAAACCACUCGCUGGAGUUCCGGGAAGUGAACCACAACCAGUUGUCAUCCAGGAUGGACCUCCCUGACCCAGUGCGGUUGUGCAGAAUGGAUGAGAGCUGUGCAGCCGGGACCUUGCAGGGUGGAGCAGAGGGAGUGAAGCAUGGAGGGGAGGACGGGAAGCCCAGAGGAAAUGGGACACAGAAAGAGAGACUGGAAAAGACGGGAUACUCAGGACUCCAACGGAGGGGCUCCAGGACGCAGGCCACAGGCGGAGGUCACCAGGGAGUGGAGCUGGGCAGUGGGGGGGAUGGGGAUCGGUGGGGGACGGACCUAGCGAGGGGCACUCUCAAUGAACAGAUUGCUGCAGUCCUCACGAGACUGCAAGAGGACAUGCAGAGUGUCCUGCAGAGACUGCACACCCUGGAGGCACUCGCCAACUCACAGACGCAGGCUAGAUCCUUCACCUUGCCACCAAAUAAUUCAUCUUCUCCUUUAAACAAGAAACCCUCCUGGUGGCCUUUCGACAUCUCUCCUGGCACUCUGGCCCUGGCGCUUAUUUGGCCCUUUGUGGCUCAGUGGUUGGUGCGUCUUUAUCUUCAGAGAAGGCGAAGAAAAAUCAAGUGACCAUUCACCUUUUACCAGAUUCCAUAGUGAAAGACAGCCCUUGAAUUCAGAGCUCUCAUUCAUCUGUUAGCUUUGCUGUGUCAUUGCUCUCUCUCACAUGUUCUAUACACCUGGCUUCGGCAUUACAAUGAUGACACUGCUCAACUAUAGCAACUACUGAUACUUGAAAUUAGUCCAGUCAUUCAGAAAAGAGAAAAAAAAUCAAAUGUACUCUAAUUAUCUAAAAUCAAGCAAGGUUUUCGUUUUUCAUUUCCUUUGAUUUUUGUAAAGCUUUAUUGUUAGCAUUUAAAAUACUGCCUCUAGUUAUUGGAAGGAAUGCACUGACCAUGUGUACAGGUAAUAGUUUGAUGGCACAUGUACUCUUUUUUUUUUUUAGAAAAACAUAAUCUUUUCAAAGCAUGCUUUUUUUAAUAGCAGAGGCUGUUUAAUAAAUUAAUAAUAUAUUUAAUUAUGAGACUUUAAUAACUGUAACUUCUUUCCUAUAUCCCACUAUCUCACCACAGAGUCUGACACACACCUCUGUCUCUAUCCAUUGUCUUUCUCCAUUCAAGCUACUGCAGUACAGACUUGCAGUGAAAUUAACAGAUGAAACGCAGGCAAGUUGAAAUGUUUCAGAUCUCUAUUUUGAACAAAGGGUUCUUUAACAAUACACUAAAAGAUUAUUUACUGUAGUUCUUUAUUAUAUUGUUAAUAUUAUAAGGAAAUAUUAACACUUCAAUCAAGCUUGAUAUUAAAAAUCUUUGUGGGCUUAAUCUCAUAAUGAUGGCUAUAUUGAAAAAGCGAUUUGAUUAUAUCAGUGGUUGAUAACACUGCAGCACAGAGAUGGAAUUGUAAAUCACACUGCAGCUUUAAUCUCCACUCCAGAUCCAGGUCACUGUUCACAGGACGGGUUGGUUUAGAAUAACCACCAGUCGAAUAUCAUUUUUCAGAGAUUGGAAACGCUGCCUUUCGUGAGCAGUGGAAACAAAUGGAGAUUGAAAAUGAAUAUUUGGGUCAUUAAUUGUGGCCACCAGCAAUUGGAGUUAAAUGAUCACAGGGCAGUUGUUGAGGUGGUUAGUAAAGUAUGCUGCAUGAAGUAUGCAUUGAAAUGCUUUAGAACAGAUAUAAUUAUAAUGUGCUUCAUAGCUGACUGUGCACAAAUAAUCUUUUUUGUAAGUAGAUUAGUACGUUUUUGGCCGAGUAGUAUGGUGUGGUAAAACGACACCCCAGAUCUUUACUGCUUGAAGCUGGGGAGUCACAGCAGAACUUUGGAGGGGAAGGUAAUUUGAUUGCUGCAGAGAUUGUAAGUUGUCAGAUGUGACUCGAGGCCUUCGUUUUAUAUACAGUAUGAACUCUCCAUACCGUGUAUAAAAACGCAUGGAAUUUCAGAGCUUUCCUCAUACUGUGUGUCACACCUUGUAGAGCCUUUCUUUAGAGUUUCAUGAAGCAGUGUCCCUUAUUCAAUGAAUCGAUCCCUAUACUACCUUGAAUCGCAUUACAUUCAUAAUCACAAUUCAAAAUCAUUUCAUUUAAAGAGCUGCUGUUAUUUUCGCCUACCUUUUUAAGUUAUUUUUUUUAUUUGUUUGUUUUAAAGUACAUAGAGCUAACAAAAAUAUUCCAGUAACUGUAAUUUCUAUUGUCAUUACUUUAUAGGUUUCACCUUUUCUGUUAGACACAUCAUUGUAAAUAUGCAUUUCAUCUAUGAAUGUUUUAAUUUAUUAAUGUAAUGUUUACAGUUGCUGUUCAUAGUUUUUUUCAGUGCACUGUCACAAGGAAGAAAGCAGAGAGGUGUUUAAAAGUGAAUCAUAUGAAUAGCAUUGAAUAUGAUGGGUUACAGCACUGAGAAGGGCAGCCAAAGCAUGGGGCUUGUGGGAGUUUUAAAAGAACUCAAACUCCCAGAAGCCUAUCCGCUGGCAGUCAUUCCCAGCAACCCGUGGGGAAGCUUCUUUUUCCAGUGAAUAAAGUUUGCCAUAUCCAUUCAUUCAUCUUGUGAAGUAAAAAAACGGGGAUGUGACAGAAGCGCAGCAGUGAGAUAUCUGCCAGGAGAAAUUAGUAAACUUUGUUCAGGAAUAGAUUCAGAAAAUAUACAUUUUGUUAGCUCUGUGUAGUUUAACUCUUUUUUUUCAAGGAAUAGAAGGCCUCCAAAGGACUGAUGAUAAAGACCAUUUCAAGUUUAUUGCUGUCCAUUGCAUUUCCAUGUACAAUGCAUGGUGUUUUUAUAACAGUGCUUCGAUGAGAUAAUGUUUUGUUCCACUCUACUUUGAAUUUACAGUUAAUAUGGU